AGCGGAUGUUUGAGUCAGUCCUCACACACAGACGAACAUGCGGCGGAUACACUGUUCCUCCCAUCAGCUCCACCGCUGUUUCCAAAAUUAUCUCGUAAAUCCAGCGUGGCCAGGUAAGGAAGCAUGUCACUGAAUAACACCACGAACUCCACGACGGACUACACCUGCGUGCGCUUCUACGUGUCCACCGUGUCCUUCUCGGUGCUGUUCGUCUUCAACCUCAUCAUCAACUGGACCAUCGUUCGCGAGGAGAGACUGCGCCGGCAUGCGCGCUUCGUGCUGGUCUUCCACCUGCUGGUGUCCGCCCUGGUCCACAUGGGCACCAGCAGCUUCUUCUACUACCAGAUCUACCUGAAAGCACACCCGAGCCACUCCGCGUGUAUGGCCCUGAUCACGAUCUUGAUCAGCAGCGCCUCGAACAUCCUCUUGACUCUCACGCUGAUGGCGCUGGACCGCUACUGCGCCGUGUGUCACCCGAUGCGCUACACCUCCGCCUGCUCCGCGGGGCACUGGCCCUGGCUGCUGGGCGCGCUCACCUGGGUGGUGGCCCUGAUCAUCCCGCUCGGUUUGCUCUCGCGUUCGGACUCCCACCCCGAUUACGGGGAGUGUGACCGGGACCAGCUGAGGAAAGGCGAGCUGCAGAAGGUGCUGUUCAUAGGUCUGUGCGCGCUGGUUAUACUCUACAGCUACGUGCGGAUACUGGUGGAGGGGAGGCGGCUCGGGGUGCUCAACCGGAGGAACCGGGCCGGGUGCAAGACUAUCGCCCUUCACGGCACCCAACUGGCCGUGUACAUCCUCCCGAACUUUGUCAGCUUUGUGCUGUCGAUUCUCACCAAAAAGAACUUAAUACUGAAAGAGACCAAGGAGCUGUCCGCCGUUGUCGUCUUUGCCUUUUUCAGCCUGGCGCAGUGCAUUGCGCCGAUCAUUUACGGUUUGCGUAAAGAAGAACUUUUGGAGCAGCUGAGUCACAGGUUCCCAUGCUGUUCCCGGUACUUGAAGAGUGUCCUCGGAUGGACGGUGCAAGGCAACUGGCCACACACCCACCACAGAGGAAGGGAGAGAACACUGACAGCACAGACCAUCAUCUCCCUGGAGGUGCCACAAGUACCAGAAGCGGAGGAGGAAGCUCGGCCGAUGCCAGUCAGGAGUUCCUCACAUGACUCGGACUCAUGUCAAGGCGAUGGGGAGGGUGCCUGAUCGGAAAACUCUGGUCCAUGUCAGGAUCUCGUAACUGAAACAGGAAUAUCUGGAUGUACAGAGCGUAAGGGAACCAAAGGAACUAUCUUUAACUCCGUCAUGUUUUCCCCUGGCCUGUAGGCCAGCGACUCAGGGCACCAACAGAACAUCUUUAGGUCUAAAACUGACCUUUUUUUUUUUUUUGUCUGGCUCGCACACAUGUUGAUUAACUGUGGAACUGCUCAGCGGCCGUAGGGAACAGUUCUCUUCUUGCAGACUUCUCUGGCUGGUCUGGAGACUCAAGCCACGAGUCUUCAGGUCUCAGACAAUGCCAUGUCAUUAAUGUGUCCAGAGUGACCAUGUCGUCUGGUGAAUGUGUAACUUUGUGCAUAUCAGAAAUAGAAUGGUUGUGGGCCUCAAGUCCCCGCAGCCUCACAGUUCAUAAGUACACGGUCUGUCAGAUCAAACCCAUAUGUAGUGUUAUUUUGUGACUGGAUGCUGCAGUAUCAAGAGGUUUUCUACCAACAGCCUUAAUAAAUUAUCUUAACGUUA
Messenger RNA from Mugil cephalus (flathead mullet), 1728 nucleotides. RefSeq lists its product as uncharacterized. The coding region runs from base 124 to 1197 and encodes 357 amino acids. Gene Ontology annotation, cellular component: membrane. The transcript has 2 exons. Gene Ontology annotation, biological process: G protein-coupled receptor signaling pathway. Lineage: Eukaryota; Metazoa; Chordata; Actinopteri; Mugiliformes; Mugilidae. Gene Ontology annotation, molecular function: G protein-coupled receptor activity. The record is from RefSeq and is a predicted model, not a curated record.